AUGCCUGUACGUUUCCGUACUCUUGGAUCCUGUCGAACUGAUUCUCAUGAAAAAUGGUCGUUUACACGGUGGAUAAUUAUCACAAGUUGGAAAUUGCAAGUCUAUAAAGAUCUAUCUGGUCGGACGGGCGAAAGUCAUCCACCGUGUAUAAAUAAUACUGGAACAGCAUCCGCUUGGAUUCAGUGCACUUUGAUCACGGCUAGAAAAAUCAUGGGACGACUGGAGCAAAGUGUCAUCACGUUGUUAUGUCUCUCCAUGGUCGUGACGUGUACGGCAACUCGAAAAGAGGAUCUCGAAAGGGCAGCGGAGCUGGCUGUGGAAAAAGCAGCGGAAAGGGCUGCGGAAAGAGCAGUGGAGAAAGCGUUGGAAAGCGGAAACACCACCACCGAGUCGAAGAUCGUUCGAGAAUCUUACUCCAACAAGAGAAAAGUUCCUCACCGUGAGUUCAAUUACGACAAUCGUUCUUCCUCGUCGAUGGAAGAAGAACCAGAAAACGAUACCGAAGAUUGGAUCAGAUAUUUUAAAAGAUUCGAAUCCAAGUCUUUCAAAGAAUGGCCGAAUACACGCGGAAACGAAGAAGAUUGGAGAAGAUUCCCAAGGAGCAAUAUCUGGCAGGAACCAGUGAUAACAGUUAAGAAGAAGAUUCCGGUACCGGUGCCCGUAGAGAAAAAGAUACCGUAUAUUGUGUAUAAACAUGUACCGUACGAAGUCAAGGUACCGGUACCACAACCGUACACGGUUGAGAAAAAAGUACCGUAUCCAGUAAAAGUGUUCGUGAACGUACCCGUCGAGGUGCCAGAACCGUACACCGUGGAGAAGAAAGUACCCUACGAGGUGAAGGUGGAUCGGCCGGUACCGUACAAAGUGGAGAUACCUGUCCCACAACCGUACACGGUUGAGAAAAAGAUACCGAUAGAGGUGAAGGUACCGGUACCGCAGCCGUAUACCGUCGAUAAGACAGUGCCCUACGAGGUCAAAGUACCGGUUAAGGUACCGCAGCCCUACGAGGUGGAAAAAAAGGUGCCCGUACCGGUCAAGGUAGUCGUGAAUCGACCUUAUCCAGUGCCAGUGCCUAAACCAUAUCCCGUCGAGGUCGCCAAACCGUAUCCAGUUCCUGUGGCUAAACCGUAUCCCGUUCAGGUUAAGGUACCGGUCGAUAAGCCUUUCCCUGUACCGAUUGAGAGGCCGGUACCGGUGCCGGUAAAGGUACCUGCACCGGAACCAUAUACAGUGGAGAAACCAAUCGAAGUGGAGGUAAAGAAACAUUAUCCCGUUCAGAUUAAAGUGCCCGUAGACAAACCGUACGAAGUGUACGUGCCGAAACCAGUACCGAUAUCGAUAGAGAAACCAUUCCCUUAUUGGGUUCAGGUACCGGUACGAGUGAAUCUCGAUUGGAAGGGAGUUAAAUCUGAAAAAUGGAACGACAAAGAAGACCUUAAUACGAAUGAUAAUGUUCACGAAGUUAACGAUGAAAAUUCGGAUAGAUCUCGAACAAGAUCGGAUUAG
Messenger RNA from Apis laboriosa (Himalayan honeybee), 1506 nucleotides. Its product is annotated as titin-like. Lineage: Eukaryota; Metazoa; Arthropoda; Insecta; Hymenoptera; Apidae. The record is from RefSeq and is a predicted model, not a curated record. Bases 1 to 1506 code for a protein of 501 amino acids. The transcript has 2 exons.